Molecule: messenger RNA, 1660 nt
Organism: Salvia splendens (bonfire salvia)
Lineage: Eukaryota; Viridiplantae; Streptophyta; Magnoliopsida; Lamiales; Lamiaceae
Exons: 5
Coding region: 83-1447 (454 amino acids)
Source: RefSeq, a predicted model, not a curated record
CUCACUUCCAUCUUCAAACUCUGCAAAACUAGUAAGAAAUCAACUAUAAAUUUCUUCAAAACAAAAGAAAAAUCAAAGAAAAAUGGCGUACGCGUACAAGCCCACGUACUACACAUCGCUGCACGACUCAAUGACCUCCAUCUGCAAGAGCAUCCUCCCGUUCUCGUUGAAGAAGAAGCGGAUGCCUGCGAUUGCUGCAGCCGAGCAGCAGCGCGCCAAGGAGCAGUCGGAUCAGCUCAAGUGGCAACAGGAGUCCUUCCACCAGAUGCAUAAUUUGAUGGGACUCUGUAAAGAGGGAAUCAUUCAGGAAGAUGAGGUCUCUGCUUUCAGAGCUCAUCUUCUCGAAACCCUUAUCGCCUCUCCCCUCGAUUAUGAGCCGCCCGUGAUUCUAAGGGAUAAGCUCAUCUUCUUGCAGGAGUUACUCUAUGCUAAUUGCAUAUCUGAGGAUGAGUAUCAUGCAUCAAAGAGGCCUUUGUUGCAGAGGCUAGCGGUUCAGGGGGCCGAGAUUAAGGAAACGGAUGUAACUGUUCACGGGGUACAGAAACAGAUUUCGAACGAAGAGUGGUCUGUGAUAGAUUUGAAGGAAGAGAAAUGCUUGGUGAAAUCAGCAUCAAAGAGAGCAAAAGGGGCUUCUUCGGUUUUGGGUUUCGUAUCGCCCAAUCAGUACGGGAAGUUGAAGGAGGACAAGGAUACAAGUGAGUCGGAACGAAAGAAUAAGGAUCAGAAGGGGAAUGAGCUUUUGAGGUCUACUGAAAAUCCCUUUUGGAAUGCUGGUUCCAAUGAAUCCAAGUCCAUUUUCUUGAUGGAAAGUGUACCUGAAUCUGAGAAGCAAGUCUGUAGUGAGAAAGGGAAGAGGAAACCAUUUAUGGCAAUCUUUCAAAGAGAGGAGAAUGAUGAUAACAACAAAGAAAAUGGAAAAACAGUGAAGAAAACAUGGGGGUUCAAGAAAUGGAAGAAGGGCAAUGUGGAGGAUGAAAGGACACUCUUGUCCCUACCUGAAAAAUCAGAUGACACAAAGGAACCACAAAUCAAGAAAAUGAAGAACAAGAAUGGCUUACCAGCAGAUGGUAUUUUAGAUGAGGCAUUUGGAGAGAACGUGAAGAAGGAGCUCUCGCGUAUCCAAACAGAACUCAGCGCAAGAAGCACACGCGUUCAUCUUUCAGAUGAAGUUUCUGAUAGUCGCGCUGUCGACAAUGCUGAGCUGAAAAAGGGCUUUCCAAAAUCAAGUUGCGACCACAACAGCCAAGCUGUGGCGAGAGAGAAACGCAACUCGAAAAGAUGGACCACGUUUGAUGAUGAAGAUGAAAACUCGCACCCAAAUCUGUUUGCUCCUCAAGAUCAGUCCUCCUACUUUACGAAGCAAGCCUCAAGGACGGCUUCGCGCACAUCUUUUAACAAUAGCAGCAUCGAUAAGGGCUUUAUAUAUAAUCCCUUCUUCGACAUGUAACAUGUUGAAGCCGAUAUCUGAAUCGGCACAAUCUUUCAACAACCAGAAGCCAUGUACUAUACAAGUACCCUUAUGUCACUGUGUGUUUGUUUGUAAAGAGAAAAGGAUUGUAUCAUAAUCAUACAAUCUCAUAGCUAAAUAUUGAUUUUGCAGAAAUGUUAUACAUCCUAUGUAUUUUUUCCUGUAAUUUAAUGAUUUUAUUCAGUUUCUUCA